This is a messenger RNA of Epithele typhae, 1605 nucleotides long. RefSeq lists its product as uncharacterized. The transcript is spliced from 3 exons. Bases 1 to 1605 code for a protein of 534 amino acids. The record is from RefSeq and is a predicted model, not a curated record. NCBI's taxonomy places the organism in Eukaryota, Fungi, Basidiomycota, Agaricomycetes, Polyporales, Epitheliaceae. Gene Ontology annotation, molecular function: protein binding.
AUGUCCUCUUCGAUUGUUCACCGUCUGAACGAAGACAUCCUCCUAGCCGUCCUCUCUUACCUCCCAGGAUACGACGUAGUACAACUCGCUCGUACAUGCAAGUUCAUGUACGCGCUCUCCUGUCCAAGCUUCAGUGUGAAGAUAUCUUACUGGGAUCAACACCAACUGUCUCGGAGGGCUGAGGCGAUCUGCCGGCCUGGUUCUUCCUCCGCGUCAUGCUUGCAAGACCUUGAGUUGGCUCUGAUGUCGCAUAGUAGAGACGAAGACAUCAAGGCCGUGUGCGACAUCCUGAGGACCACCAAGAACCUUCGUACGCUGAGUCUUUCCAUCGUGAUCCCGCCAGGUGGGGUGGGGUAUCCCUCGAUCGUGCACGCUCUCACUCAAAUGAAGGAUCUGCGAGCACUCCGUUAUUCUCCAAUCUUCCUCGACGGCAUACUUCCAAUGAUCGAACACAUCCCCUCGCCUAACCUCGCCAACCUCUAUCUUUGGUACGAUGUCAACUGGGACCCUCAGUUUCCUCCUCUGCUCUCAGUACUCAGAUCGUUCCCCAAGCUCGUCACCCUCACCCUGAGUAAUUUCGUCCCACAACCGACCUCUCUUGAUGCUACCCGAACAUCGCUUCCAUCCAUUCGGCAUAUCAUUCUCGAAAACGUGUCCGUCGCCGCUACGGACAUCCUCUACCUCUGCCCCAACCUCGACACCAUCGACCUCUCCCCAAGCUACGGAUGGAACUUCACGCAAGGCCACAUGGAACCCCAACCGAGAUGGCCCAAGGUCUCCCGCCUCACCGUGGCCAUCCAGGGCCGCGCGAGGAGAUGGUACAGAGGCGUCGAAGCACUCGACGACGCGCAGCUGCAGACCGUCUUCGUCGAGCUGCUCGAGCGCCGCGCGAGCGCCGUCUCGCGCCUCGAGCUCGCCGGCGAGUGGGAGUUCACCCGCGACGGCGUCACCGCCGUCGACGCUGACACGUUGGGCCGCCUCGCGCGCCUCCUCGCGGCGCUCCAGCCCCGCGUGCUCACGCUCCUGGUGCACGCCACGGGCUUGCAGACCCCGGAAAAGAGGCUCGACGGCUGGAUGUGGACCGAGGUCGCGCGUGCGCUCCCAUGCCUGCGCGCGCUGACGCUGCGCUGCGCCCCGCGCCUCAGUUGGGUCCCUCCGGAAACGCUGCCGGCCGCGCUCGCGCAGCUCUCGCUCCGCUGCCUCUUCAUCGACACCAGCCCGGUCGACGAUCCGAAGGAACCGGGUUCGGACCGCCGUGAACUCGAGCGCGUGAAAGCGUUUGACGCGCUCCCCACGAAGCUGGUUCCGGCGCUCACGGAGAUGCGCGUACUGGGGUUCAAAGGAACGGCCGCGCUACCCGCAGAUGCGUUCAAGAACCUCAAGGCAGAAGCAUGUCUGGAGGAGCUGGAGGAGUGGAGGAAGGACCACGGCGAGCGGAACACGCGAUGGUGGCGGGUGGAUGGUGUAGGUGAGGAGCGAACAUUGGUCGAGCUCUGGCGCGAGUACGGAGAACAAGCGCAGAAGAUCGUUGAAGACUCCGAGGAGGACGGCAUCGCGGAAGACCUCGACGCUAUCUACUUGGACAGGUGCCGGUACGAGCCCUGA